UAGGAGCGGCGUUCGGCAUCAGUGGGCGGCGGCGUGUGCACUGAACGCGUGCGGCGCGGGACCAACCGACGCCGCUUCGUGUCGGGGAGCGGGAGCGGGACGGCCGGGCCCUUCCGGACCGAAUCAAAGGUUCCAUGGAUCUCAACAGUGCCAGCACUAUUGUUCUUCGGGUCUUAACGCAGGCCACCAGUCAGGACACGGCUGUGUUAAAACCAGCUGAGGAGCAAUUGAAACAGUGGGAGACUCAGCCAGGUUUCUAUUCGGUGCUGCUGAAUAUUUUCACAAACCAUACCCUGGAUAUAAAUGUCAGGUGGCUUGCUGUGCUAUAUUUUAAAAAUGGAAUUGAUCGCUAUUGGAGACGUGUAGCACCUCAUGCUCUCUCAGAGGAGGAGAAAUCUACAUUGCGUGCGGGACUCAUCACCAACUUCAAUGAGCCAAUAAACCAGAUUGCAACUCAGAUCGCAGUGCUCAUUGCAAAAGUUGCUAGAUUGGACUGCCCUAGACAGUGGCCUGAACUGAUUCCCACUCUCCUAGAGUCUGUGAAAGUCCAAGAUGACCUUCGACAGCACCGAGCAUUGCUUACCUUCUAUCAUGUUACCAAGACUUUGGCAUCCAAGCGCCUGGCUGCUGAUAGGAAGUUGUUUUAUGAUUUAGCUUCUGGAAUUUAUAAUUUUGCCUGCUCUCUGUGGAACCACCAUACAGACACAUUCCUGCAACAAGUUUCUUCUGGGAAUGAAGCUACAGUUCAGAGUUCAUUAGAACGAACAUUACUGUCUUUGAAAGUGCUGCGUAAGUUAACUGUUAAUGGAUUUGUGGAGCCUCAUAAGAAUAUAGAGGUGAUGGGCUUUUUACAUGGAAUAUUUGAUCGUCUAAAACAAUUUCUGGAUUGCAGUAGAAGUAUAGGUGCAGAUAAUGUAUGUAGAGAUAGACUGGAAAAGACCAUCAUUCUCUUUACUAAAGUGCUUUUGGAUUUCUUGGACCAGCAUCCCUUUUCUUUUACUCCUCUAAUUCAGAGAUCACUAGAAUUUUCUGUAAGCUAUGUUUUUACAGAAGUUGGUGAAGGAGUUACAUUUGAGCGAUUCAUUGUCCAGUGCAUGAAUCUUAUUAAGAUGAUUGUGAAAAAUUAUGCAUAUAAGCCAUCAAAAAAUUUUGAAGAUAGUAGCCCCGAAACUCUUAAAGCUCAUAAGAUUAAGAUGGCGUUUUUCACGUAUCCCACUCUGACGGAGAUAUGUAGGAGAUUAGUCUCUCAUUAUUUUCUGCUAACUGAAGAAGAACUGACAAUGUGGGACGAAGAUCCGGAAGGCUUCACAGUGGAAGAAACUGGAGGAGAUUCUUGGAAAUAUAGUUUGAGGCCUUGCACUGAAGUACUGUUUAUAGAUAUAUUCCAUGAAUAUAAUCAAACUCUUACUCCUGUACUUCUAGAAAUGAUGCAGACACUUCAAGGGCCGACCAAUGUGGAAGAUAUGAAUGCAUUGUUAAUCAAAGAUGCUGUGUAUAAUGCUAUGGGAUUAGCUGCUUAUGAGCUGUUUGACAGUGUUGAUUUUGAUCAGUGGUUUAAAAACCAACUUCUUCCAGAAUUACAAGUAAUUCAUAAUAGGUAUAAGCCGUUGCGACGCAGGGUGAUCUGGCUUAUUGGUCAGUGGAUUUCUGUGAAAUUCAAGUCUGACUUAAGACCACUGCUAUAUGAAGCAAUUUGUAACUUACUUCAAGAUCAAGAUUUAGUGGUUCGUAUUGAAACAGCUACAACUCUGAAGUUAACUGUUGAUGAUUUUGAGUUUCGGACAGACCAGUUUUUGCCGUAUUUGGAAACCAUGUUCACACUACUUUUUCAGUUACUGCAGCAAGUUACAGAGUGUGACACAAAGAUGCAUGUUUUGCAUGUCCUUUCUUGUGUCAUUGAAAGAGUCAACAUGCAGAUACGACCAUAUGUAGGUUGUCUGGUACAGUAUUUGCCUCUUCUUUGGAAGCAGAGUGAGGAACACAAUAUGUUAAGAUGUGCUAUUUUGACCACACUAAUUCAUCUUGUUCAGGGAUUAGGAGCAGACAGCAAGAACCUGUACCCUUUCCUGCUCCCAGUAAUUCAACUGAGUACAGAUGUUUCCCAGCCUCCACAUGUUUAUCUUCUGGAAGAUGGUUUAGAAUUAUGGUUGGUGACAUUGGAAAACAGCCCAUGUAUAACACCAGAGUUACUUCGAAUAUUUCAGAAUAUGUCGCCACUUCUUGAAUCAGAACUAAGUUCAGAAAAUCUCAGAACCUGCUUUAAGAUCAUCAAUGGUUAUAUCUUUUUGUCAUCAACAGAAUUUUUACAGACAUAUGCAAUAGGUUUAUGUCAGUCCUUUUGUGAGCUAUUGAAGGAAAUUACUACAGAAGGUCAAGUUCAAGUGCUCAAGGUUGUGGAAAAUGCCCUUAAAGUGAACCCAGUAUUAGGCCCGCAAAUGUUUCAACCAAUUUUACCCUGUGUUUUCAGGGGGAUUGUAGAAGGGGAGAGGUAUCCUGUAGUAAUGUCUACGUAUCUUGGAGUCAUGGGCCGAGUACUGCUACAAAAUACUAGUUAUUUUUCUUCACUUCUUAAUGAGAUGGCACAUAAAUUCAAUCAGGAGAUGGACCAGCUUUUGGGAAGUAUGAUUGAAAUGUGGGUUGAUCGAAUGGACAAUAUCACCCAGCCUGAAAGAAGAAAGCUUUCAGCUUUGGCUUUGCUUUCUCUUCUGCCUUCUGAUAAUAGUGUUAUCCAAGAUAAAUUCUGUGGCAUUAUAAACAUCUCGGUGGAGGGCCUACAUGAUGUCAUGACGGAAGAUCCUGAAACAAGAACUUAUAAAGAUUGCAUGUUGAUGUCUCAUCUUGAGGAACCAAAAGCAACCGAAGAUGAAGAGCCACCUACAGAACAGGAUAAGAGGGAAAAGAUGCUGGCCCUGAAGGAUCCUGUCCACACAGUGUCCCUGCAGCAGUUCAUCUACGAGAAGCUCAAGGCACAGCAGGAGCUGUUGGGCGAACAAGGCUUCCAGUCACUCAUGGAAACCGUGGACACAGAGAUUGUCACCCAGCUGCAGGAGUUUCUGCAGGGAUUCUAAGAGCACACGCUAACAUUGUGGCCGCCUCCCCUUCCUGAAACACCGAAUCACCCAGCCUGCCAUCUGUCCCGAGAGCCUGCUGCCGUGGUGGAGAAAUCACUUGUGUUUGAAAAUAAAGAAACAAAGACCAUAGACUUUUUUUAACUACACAAUUCAAGGAAUAAGUGUAAGAUGCCACAUAGCUAAAAUCACAAACCUAUUCCUCGGAAGAAUUUAAUUUUAUAUUUAUGAGGGGCCCUGUGUUUGCUAGAUAACAUUUGAUGACAAUAGUUUAGUUCCUGUUAAGAGAAGAAACUUUGAUUCUCUUAAUCAUGUAUUCUUAACACUUGAGAAGAUGAAGUUAAUGUCUGAGAUUUUUGCAAUCAAAAUUGGUCACAUUUGGCUAUCUUUACCGUUAAGGUAAUGAAACUAAAGGUUUGAAAAAUGACGAAGUUAUUCAGAUGAUGCAUCUAAAAGAAUUUUUCACACUAGGCAAAGAAAUACAUAAAUAUGGAGAAGUACAUAUUACUAAGAUUAUCUUGCAAAGGGAUUGUUUUCAUCUCACGUAGAAAACGAGUUUUAUCAGACAGGCUUUUAUUCUCUAUGACAAUAAUUUGAUACGGAAAUCAGAGGUUUUUUGUUGUUGUUGUUGUUGUUGUUGUUGUUUUCCCCUCAAGUUUUCAUAACUCUAUUUAGUCUUCACACACACAUUGUAAGGCCUGCAAAAGUGAACCGGUGGUACCGUGGUUACCAGGCGGGAGACCUCUGCUCAUGUUUGGCCCUAGUCCUUUGCCACUCGUGAAGGCCAGCUGCUCUGUGGGCACCGAGAAGGGCCAGGCAGCCCACUUCCUGACUGUGCUGCGACCUGACUCACAGGCUGUUCCACACGCACCCAGCUCGAUUGCUCCUUGGGUGUGCACGUGUGCGCGUGCAUGUGAGUCAGGACCUCUGUGGCCUGGGUGGUCCUCGGGACCCACCAGCAGCCCCCAGGCUGGGGCUGAACUUCAUAGGCAGAUGCCUGCCAGAGCAUCAGGGUACUGACAGACAGGACUAGUCUCCCUUCCUCCCCCUGCACGCCGUACCAGAAAGGGGAGAGGAGAGAAAGAAGCCUUACUUUGUUUCACUUGCCAUUUAUUGUCUGAAAGGUGUGAUGUAUUUUUCAGGAAAUAAUCAAAAGCAAGGUUGUAAAAUGUUUGCUCUUUCGAUAGAAAGUUGGGUACAGUAUGUAACACUGUGGGAAACCCACUGCCCCUGCGCGAGCUGUGGAACCCAGAAUAGAUAAAAAUGUUUGGUGUUUUCACCAAGAGAAAGAAAAUAGGGGCUCAAUUAAAUUUUCUGAACAUACCUCA
Molecule: messenger RNA, 4396 nt
Organism: Echinops telfairi (small Madagascar hedgehog)
Lineage: Eukaryota; Metazoa; Chordata; Mammalia; Afrosoricida; Tenrecidae
Gene: IPO11
Product: importin 11
Exons: 31
Coding region: 135-3068 (977 amino acids)
Biological process (GO): protein import into nucleus
Cellular component (GO): nuclear envelope; cytosol
Molecular function (GO): small GTPase binding
Source: RefSeq, a predicted model, not a curated record